Aspergillus japonicus CBS 114.51 is the source of this 1242-nucleotide messenger RNA. Its product is annotated as branched-chain amino acid aminotransferase, cytosolic. Gene Ontology annotation, molecular function: branched-chain-amino-acid:2-oxoglutarate transaminase activity. Gene Ontology annotation, biological process: L-leucine biosynthetic process; L-valine biosynthetic process. Lineage: Eukaryota; Fungi; Ascomycota; Eurotiomycetes; Eurotiales; Aspergillaceae. The coding region runs from base 1 to 1242 and encodes 413 amino acids. Gene Ontology annotation, cellular component: mitochondrion. The transcript has 4 exons. The record is from RefSeq and is a predicted model, not a curated record.
AUGCGAUCUUUCCAGGUUGCCCAUCGUCGGGCGUUACUACAAAGCUUCGUUGCCCCUGGGGCCUCUCAAAACUCCGCACUGAGUCAAUUAUGGAAGAGAUGCUUCAGCGCAACACCAACUGCUGCUUCCAGAUUAGCCGGCCUUGAUCCUUCCAAGCUUACAGUCACCAAGACGAGCACGCCCAAAGAGUUGACGGCUGCCAAGGACCUUGUCUUCGGAAAGACCUUCACUGAUCACAUGCUUUCGAUUGAAUGGACAGCGGCUGAUGGCUGGCACACCCCUCAGAUCGUUCCGUACCAGAACCUGAGCCUCGAUCCCUCAGCCUGUGUGCUUCACUAUGCAUUCGAGUGCUUCGAAGGUAUGAAGGCAUACAAAGACAACAAAGGCCAGAUCCGGCUGUUCCGCCCGAACAAGAAUAUGGCGCGUUUGAACAAGUCGUCUUCCAGAAUUGCGUUGCCCACCUUCGACGGCGAGGCUCUGACCAAACUGAUCGGAGAAUUUGUGAAAUUGGACAGCAGAUUCAUCCCCGAUGCUCGAGGAUACUCGCUAUACCUGCGUCCCACGAUGAUCGGCACUCAAAAGACUCUUGGUGUCGGACCCCCAGGUUCCGCCCUUCUAUUCGUGAUCGCAAGCCCUGUCGGCCCUUACUACCCUACCGGCUUCAAGGCUAUUUCUCUUGAGGCCACCGACUAUGCAGUCCGCGCUUGGCCCGGUGGUGUGGGAGACAAGAAGCUAGGUGCGAAUUACGCUCCUUGUGUUCUGCCUCAACUCGAAGCUGCCUCUCGGGGCUUCCAGCAGAACCUUUGGCUCUUUGGAGAAGAGGAAUAUAUCACUGAAGUUGGCACAAUGAAUCUUUUCGUCGCAAUGAAGAACAAGGAAACUGGUCAGAAGGAGCUGGUGACAGCACCAUUAGAUGGCACAAUUCUUGAAGGUGUCACUAGAGAUUCGGUGUUGGCUCUGGCAAGGGAAAGAUUGGUGCCAAAGGGGUGGGCCGUCGCAGAGCGCAAAGUCAGGAUGACCGAGCUUGCUGAAGCAGCCCAGGAGGGAAGGCUCAUUGAGGUCUUUGGAGCCGGAACCGCAGCUAUUGUGAGCCCUGUACGAAAGAUCAGCUACAAGGGUGAGCUUGUCGACUGCGGUCUGAAGGAAAACGAGGAGGCUGGGGAAAUCGCUUUGCAAAUGAAGAACUGGAUUGAGGGUAUUCAGUAUGGUGACGAGGAGCAUCCGUGGAGCUACGUCCUAUAG